UCAUCUCAAGAGGACUGCUUCUUCCUGUAGAAGGCAUCCUGGCUCUGAAGUGACUUUAAAGAACAAGAACAUGCAACAAACAUUUUCGCAUAUUCGGAUUAGGAAAUGAACCCCGCUUUUGAUAUCAUGCCGUCCGUCAAAGUGAACAAGAACAAGAUGAUCCGUGAGGGCUUCGGGCCAAACCCUUUGGAGCGACUUCCGCCUCCCGCGAGCUCUAACAAACCCCUCACGCCUUUCAGCAUCGCAGACAUCCUCGGCAAACCGAGUGCAGGCACGAGCGCUCACCUGAGUGCACCUGUGCGUGUAAAGCACCGCGUCACGUCUCCUGUGAGCCAGACGUCACCUCUGUGCGCGCUCCAGGAGCUGACUAGUAAAACCUUUAAAGGUCUGGAGCUGAGUGUGCUCCAUGCAGCACAGGGUAGAGGUGGACUCAGGGUCUUUGGCCAAAGAAGCACCCCAAAAAAGCGCAGAAAGUCCAGGACUGCGUUCACGCACCACCAGAUCUACGAGCUUGAGAAGCGGUUCUUGAGUCAGAAGUAUUUAUCUCCCGUGGACCGGGACCAGGUCGCGCAGCAGCUGGCGUUAACCAACGCGCAGGUCAUCACCUGGUUCCAGAACCGCCGCGCCAAACUAAAGCGCGACAUGGAGGAGCUGAAAGCCGACGUGGAGUCGGCCAGAUCAGUCGGAGCCGUGCCUUUAGACGAAGCAGCCGCAGUGGGUGAGCUGGAAGAAAGUGCUACGAAAAGCAGGGGACACACGGGGACACAGUGGUCCUCUCAGCUCAGACACGAGCUGCAGAGCGCGCACAAAUUGCGCAUGUUGCGCGCCACGUCGUCCUCCUUUUCAGACCACACAAGUCACACUGACUCUGAGGACGAGGAUGUGGAAAUCGACGUGGAUGACUGAUUGCUCACCCGGGAGGAGCAGCGAGAAAAAUAAACGACAGACUCCUUUAAAUCAGCAUCAUCUUAAUUCACAUUCCCGCUCUGCUUAUAAUAUCAUGGAUUAGAACUCUCA
Clarias gariepinus (North African catfish) is the source of this 1017-nucleotide messenger RNA. RefSeq names its product ladybird homeobox 1b (gene lbx1b). Gene Ontology annotation, biological process: regulation of DNA-templated transcription. The coding region runs from base 106 to 906 and encodes 266 amino acids. Gene Ontology annotation, molecular function: DNA-binding transcription factor activity, RNA polymerase II-specific; DNA binding. The record is from RefSeq and is a predicted model, not a curated record. Lineage: Eukaryota; Metazoa; Chordata; Actinopteri; Siluriformes; Clariidae. The transcript is spliced from 2 exons.